Lottia gigantea (owl limpet) is the source of this 621-nucleotide messenger RNA. RefSeq lists its product as hypothetical. The transcript has 5 exons. The record is from RefSeq and is a predicted model, not a curated record. NCBI's taxonomy places the organism in Eukaryota, Metazoa, Mollusca, Gastropoda, Lottiidae. The coding region runs from base 1 to 621 and encodes 206 amino acids. Gene Ontology annotation, biological process: intracellular protein transport; endoplasmic reticulum to Golgi vesicle-mediated transport; Golgi organization. Gene Ontology annotation, cellular component: Golgi apparatus; COPII-coated ER to Golgi transport vesicle; endoplasmic reticulum.
AUGCAAUAUUUUCAAGUUUUUGUUCUAUUUAUGACAUUAUGUAUUACGAAUUUAAAUGCAAUAAUGUUUCACCUCUCUCCAAAUCAGAAAAAAUGCUUAAGAGAUGAAAUUCAUAAAGAUGUUUUGGUAACUGGUGAAUAUGAACUGUCGGAUGCACCUGGUCAAAAGACACAUCUUACUGUAACAGAUUCAAAAGAACAUAUUCUAUACUCUAAAGAAGGAGCUUCGAAAGGAAAAUUUGCAUUUACAACAGAAGAAUAUGACAUGUUUGAAAUAUGUUUUGAAACCAAAAUGCCUGGAGGUGGACAUGGUGUUGAUAGAGAAAUUUCACUCAUAUUGAAACAUGGUGUUGAAGCUAAAAGUUAUGAAGAUAUUGCAAAAGCUGAUAAGUUGAAACCUUUAGAAGUAGAAUUAAGAAAAUUAGAAGAUAUGUCUCAGUCUAUAGUUGAUGAUUUUGCUUAUAUGAGAGCUCGAGAAGAAGAAAUGAGAGAUACUAAUGAAUCAACACAUACAAGAGUGAUGUAUUUUAGUAUAUUUUCAAUGUGUUGUUUGUUUGGUUUAGCUACUUGGCAAGUGUUAUAUUUACGAAGAUAUUUUAAAGCUAAAAAGUUAAUAGAAUAA